UGUCAACAAUGAGUCUCGCGCACUAAUAACUCUGUAUAAACAUAAACACAAAGUGUACAAAGGUACGUCAAUAUUUGAUAACAUAGAUUUUUGUCACGGUGGCUGACAACGUAUUGCAAGAGCUCAGUAGUUGGUCCUACGUUUGAUCAGGUCUUACGCGAUGGGGGAUCUGAGCGCCGUACCGCAGGAGAAGAUCGUAGAUUAUCUUCUGGAACGUUUGGAAAGCGGUCAGAUUUACACAUGGGUUGGCAGCCUUCUUCUGGCGAUCAACCCCGACAAGAUCGCCACCGAGAAUAUUUACGAUCUUGCGCGAGCUUACAAAUACGAUAACAUAUGUGAUAUGAGCCACAAGGAAGUAUCGCCUCACAUAUUCGCCGUGGCUGCCCGGGCGCGUUACAGGAUUAUUCAAGGUCUCGGGAAACCAAGCCAGGUGAUAGUCUUGAGCGGCGAAACGGGAACAGGAAAGACCUUCAACGCAUGGAAGGCGUUGGAAUUCCUGAUCAGAAACGGCGCAUCCUCCCACAUUCAUGAGAGAAGAGACGGGGUUUACAAUAUCUUGCAUAAGAUUUCGGACGCCUGCCGUUUGAUAUCGGCUUUCACAACCGCGUCCACCGAAAGAAACACAGUCAGCUCGAGACAUGUGCAACUCGUAUGGCUUGAGUACAAAAUGGGUGAAAUAUGCGGCGCUACGAUAUCCUCUCAUUUCCUGGAAAGGGAUAGAGCCACGAAAGGGUUCCACAAUUUUCAGAUAUUUCAUCAGAUGAUAACUACGAUAGGAGGCAUAGAGCUCGCGAACACCGGAUUGUCGAGAGAAGUGCAAUCAAUGCUGAGGACCCGCGGCUGGGAUUCUAUAAGAAUGCGCCAGGAGUUCCGCGGCGGUUUCUAUGCGACCCAACAGGCGAUGGAUACGCUAGGAUUUACAAAUAAUCAGAAAAACGAUGUUUUCCUCGUUCUCUCCCUGCUCGUUCAUAUGGCAGACAUACAGUUCGUGCAGAACGACGACUAUUGCACGAUUGACAUCGUUGAUGAACAAUCUAGAAGAGCCCUGGAGAACACGUGCCGGCUCGCCUGCGUUGAGGAAGAGGACAUCAUCGAAUUGCUUACAACCACCUUGAUAAAUCCUCACAGUAACUGUCGCCGGCACUCCACAUACCGGCGUAAUCUCAACACGAGUGACGUCUGUCGCUACCGAUUGCAUAGCAUCAUCCGCCACUUGUAUGAUCUUCUCUUCCACUGGUUGAUCAACUUAGUGAAUGAGGUCUUGACCGCCCAUCUGUACAGCGAACGAUUGGGAAUAUUGGAUAUCUUCGGUUUUGAGUGCUUUGAUUUCAACGGCAUCGAGCAACUUUGCAUUAAUUAUGUCAACGAGAGAAUACAGCAGUACUUCGUGGAAAAAUAUCUGGUCUCCUACCGGAACGAUCUGCAAAAGGAGGGUCUUAUCGAUUAUGAGGAACCGUCUAAAAUCAUGCAAUCGUACGAAGACCGCAUAAAUACAAUCGAGAUAUACUUGUUCGCUACACUAAACGAUGUAAUUGUCUUAAAGCUAUGUCUGUCGACAAUUUCGAACGAUUCGUCCACGUUAAUACGCCAAAUAUGCGCCAAGAGUUGCCCCGCGACGAGGCGAUAUUUAAAUGUGAGGAAUGAAAAUUUCGUUGUACGACACUACUGUGAUAUCGUGAAAUAUUCUGCUUACGAGCUAUGUUCCAAAAAUACCGACAAGAUUCCGGACGAAAUAACCAUAACAUUCAACGUGAGUGAGAACAAGUUUUUAUACUCCUUAAUUAAUAAAAGUAAGCCGGAUGACGGAAAGGCGAAAAAGUCUACGAUGCUGUCUAAGCUGCGAUGUAAUGUGGACCUGCUAAUAGAGGAGCUAAAUAAAUGCGACAUGCAUUACGUUCGCUGCAUUAAGCCACAGCGACGUAAGUGGAACAGCCCUGAAUGGGACCGAGACGAGCUUCACAGGCAGCUGGCUAAUGCGGGUAUUCUUGAUGUUUUACCUCUGGCCAAAGUUAAAUAUCCAAUCCAGUUUGUGUACAAAGAUUUCUUGAAACGCUAUGCUAGAAGCACAAAACCUUCCUGUAACUUACGUACCGCUUGUAAAAGAAUAUUGGAGUCAUCCCGCCAAACGUUGGAUGAUGAUAACUCAUCGGUGUAUUAUGGGAAACAUUUAAUUUUCAUGAGAGAAUCCAUGUUUCUGCGAUUGGAGUCUGCGAGGAAGCGAUAUCGUGUCGAAUGUGUCAAGAAGAUAGAAUCUUUUUGGAUAAAGUAUAAAAUAAACACAGAAAAUCAGUUGCAAAAAAAUUUAGAAGAAAAUAUCGUUAAUGAUAAACGAAUUAGUGUUCAAUAUGAGCAGUCUCAAUUCGAGAAAUCCUUGUCAGAAUUUGAACAAAUUAUACCAGUACAAGAUAUUCCAUUUUCAAUAUCAGGAAAUUAUGGAGAGAUGGUAGUAAGAAUAGCAAAAAAAACUGCAUACAUAUUAAAUUGGUUGGACGAUGUGAAUAGAGAGAAAGAUUCAAAAAAUUAUACAUCCAUAUUGGAACAGCUGCGAGAAAAUUACAGUGACCAAUCAGACAAUUCAAAUUGCAACCAGGACAAUCAAGCACGUGGUGCUUCCCAUAAGUUCGCAGAUGAUGAUAAUAAUGAUGGCCAUAACAAUAAUAAUAAGUUACAUAACAAUAACCUUUGUAUGCGAAAUAGACAUGAGAAGAAUCUUGGAUAUUUUAACGAAGUAAGUAGCAUUAAUAAUAAUAUAUUUUACAUAUAUUAUAUUAUUAAUGCUAUUUGUCAUAGCCGCAACAAUAUACUUUAUCUGUUUAUAAUCACGGAAAACUCUUAUUUAGAAGGAGGAUAUGUACAUCAUACAACACGACACUGUUACGCUAUUUUACAAAAAUGGGAUUUUGAGCCGACAACAUCCGGCAAAGGUAGAUAUCACGUAAAUUAGAAUUAUGAAAAAAAUUACAAAAUUAAAAAAUGUAUUUUAUUAACUCCCUUUAGCUACCAGUUAAAAUACACACUCGCCUAAAUAACUCGCAUUUGACGCACAUGGAGCUACCGCAAGGUCUACAGGAUUGUCUUUAAAAAAAAAAGAUUUGUACAAAUGUAACUCGUAAGACUUAGAAAAAUCCUUUCCCGUACUCUCCCGCUACACUUAUUAUAUACAAAAAAUUUUACAUAAUUUACAUAAUUUACAAAAAAAAAAUGUUAGUUUAGAGUAAAAAGACUUUACAUAGAAACUUUCAGGAACUUUUUUUCUUGACUGACGCAGACAGCAAUUUGUGUCAUAGAAAAUAAAAUUGACGAGAUGACAAUAAAACUUGGCAUCUAGAAAUCAUAAUAAAAGUAAAAAAAGUUUCAUGAAAAAGAAGCAAUGACGAUCUCUUUGAGUUUUAAUUAAUAGAAACGAUCCACUGAUAUAAUUAAUACAAAACGAAUAAUCAUGACAGCGUUCGUACAUACAUACAUACAUACCUACCUACAUACAUACAUACAUACAUACAUACAUACAUACAUACAUACAUACAUACAUACAUACAUACAUACAUACAUACAUACAUACAUACA
This is a messenger RNA of Solenopsis invicta (red fire ant), 3564 nucleotides long. Its product is annotated as myosin-K heavy chain. The coding region runs from base 161 to 2944 and encodes 927 amino acids. The record is from RefSeq and is a predicted model, not a curated record. The transcript has 11 exons. Gene Ontology annotation, cellular component: vesicle; myosin complex; cytoplasm. Gene Ontology annotation, molecular function: microfilament motor activity; ATP binding; actin filament binding. Gene Ontology annotation, biological process: actin filament organization; vesicle transport along actin filament. NCBI's taxonomy places the organism in Eukaryota, Metazoa, Arthropoda, Insecta, Hymenoptera, Formicidae.